CUCACACCAACUUAUCCGUGUUAAGUAAUGGAUCCGUCGUCUAUCGUCGUCAGCCUCGCAGGCGUCCUCGCUGUUGCCGCACAAUCAACGCGGAGUCUCACCACGCUAAUCAAAGGGAUCCGUGACGCACCAAAAGACAUCGGUGAUCUCCGAGUAGAACUCGACAGCCUCGAAACGCUCCUCCAGACAGCCCAGACGCUGGCAACCGACUACCCACUGAGGCAAGACGAUGUCGCGAUUGCUCAGACGCUGUCCCAGUGCACAACAUGGUGUCAAGAGUCCAUUCAGGAUUUACGUGUGGCCAUCACCCCGUUCGCUGAAGCAAGCAGCUCCAGGCUGGGUCCGAUGAGGAUGCUAAGCUGGAUCAUGCACAAGGAAGAGAUACGGGCCUCGAUCGCGAAGCUACGAGACCGCAAGGCAAGCUUUUGUCUCGCGGUAUCAGUGACGAAUGGCUACUUGACGGGCAAGACGCGGGACGAGGUCUGCCAGAUCAUUGCAGCAGAUCACAACAGGAUUCUGGGCAGUUUCAUUGACGUUGAAAGUGCGGAAAAGACCAGGAAACAGCUCGAAAAUGAUAUCGCGGGCAUUCCGGAUGGUUCAUGGCGGAAUAUAGGUGUGCCCGUGGACCACGGGGAGGCUCCAGAUAUCGCCACAACUCCUAACGAGCCUCCGUGCGCGAUUGAGACCAGUGAGCUUGGAAGCAAAGAAAGUCUAGCUACUGCGCAUUCUGAAACGCCCAAAACGCUCUCACAAGCUGUCUCGGCGGGUGAUAAGGCAGUCGUAACGGAGCUCCUGUCCAAAGGCGCCCGCGUAUCGGAGAGAGCAGCCGGAGGCUCAACACCCUUGCACGUCUGCGCAAAGUACGACGACCGCGAUAUUGCUGAGGUGUUGAUCGAGCAUGGUGCAGCGCUCGACCUGAAGAACGACGACCGUCUCACCCCGUUCGACGUGUGCUUGGAGGAGCAGUCAUGGGAGGUCGCCGCCCUUCUCAUCGAGAAGGGUUGCCGACUGGGUAAUUUUUCAUCAAAAAUCAUGGACGUGAUGCAUGACUCCGGGGAGGACGUCUGCAAGCUGGACCCGAUUCUUGAAGCGGUGGUGAAGAGGUUUCGUGCCACCGGUGGCGGGCCACACUUGUUGCACAUGGCGCUGGAGCGUGAAGAUUCCGGUGCGCUGGCGAAGUUCCUUCAGUUUGGCUUUGACCCCAAUAUUUCGGAGGACGGGUACACGCCUUUGCACCAGGCGGUGAUGAGAGAUCGCCUGGAUGAUGCGAAGCUGCUGAUCGAUAGGGGGGCCAACGUGGAUACGAUCCUCCCCCCUGGUGCCCGCAAACCCAGUAGGACCGAGUCUCGUCAUAAACUACUUGUGGAGAAGACCGAGGAUCGAGACUACAAUCCCCUCAAAAUGGCGGCUGACAGUCUCCCCAUGACACAACUGUUGCUGGCACACGGUGCUGAUGUCAAUGUGGUGUUCCCAGUUGCCCGCGACGCCAUCCUCAUCUGUGUCUGCGCCAUAUGGUAUCUGCCAGUCGCAUUGGAAAUAGUCAAGAAAGGCGCAGAUCCAAACUUUCAGUACUUCGGCGAUGGUUGCUCCCCCAUGUACUGGGCUGUCAUGUGUGCCAACCCGGUGUUGCUCAACGCUCUGCUUGACCACGGUGGCAAUCCUAAUUUAAAGACCUGGGACACAAAUGGCGGGAUUACCCCGCUGCAUGCUGCUGCGGAUGCCGGAAGGUAUGAGGAGGCUAAGAUACUUGUUGAAAGGGGCGCCGAUCUGAACAUUCGCGACGCUGAGGGCCUUACGGCACUGGAAAGGGCACGCAGGUCGAACAAGCUCGACAUGGUGGAGCUACUGGCGUCACAUAUUAAUAUAGACUCACCUAAGGCCACUGCCAGUAGGACUUACGCAGGGCACGGCAGAGGGAACAGGUAAUGAGUCGCAGACGCAUAAAGGCGUCGCAAACUAAUUCGCACCGGCAUGCCAAAGCAGUUUGCUGUACGCUGAGUGUCAGCGCGUGACCCAGGACCCCCCUUGUCUAAAU
Messenger RNA from Diaporthe batatas, 2035 nucleotides. RefSeq lists its product as uncharacterized. Bases 28 to 1926 code for a protein of 632 amino acids. The record is from RefSeq and is a predicted model, not a curated record. Lineage: Eukaryota; Fungi; Ascomycota; Sordariomycetes; Diaporthales; Diaporthaceae. The transcript has 5 exons. Gene Ontology annotation, cellular component: cytoplasm; nucleus. Gene Ontology annotation, molecular function: protein binding.